This is a messenger RNA of Cyphellophora attinorum, 1242 nucleotides long. RefSeq lists its product as uncharacterized. The coding region runs from base 1 to 1242 and encodes 413 amino acids. The record is from RefSeq and is a predicted model, not a curated record. The transcript is spliced from 2 exons. Lineage: Eukaryota; Fungi; Ascomycota; Eurotiomycetes; Chaetothyriales; Cyphellophoraceae.
AUGGCUUCCGCAGCCACCAAAACAGUUCAGUGCAUUGUCGAUGACACUGCGCUCACCGCCAAUAUAUCUGAAAUUGAAACAUGGGUCGUUCGAGGCAGCAUCGCGCUUGUCGUGCCCCUCCACACCAUCAAUCGACUGCAUCUACUCAGAAAGGACACCUCACAAAUCGGUCAGAAUGCCCGUCGCUCCAUCAAAUUCCUCGAUAAGAUGACCGGCCGAAACAUCACCGUGCAGGAGUCCAUCGAACAAUAUGCGACCUGGCAGGAAGUUGAAGCGCACUACAAGGAGGACGAUGGCAAGGAAAAGGACGUUGAGACCAAGCAGUCUACAGAUACUGCCACGAAGCGCACGUCAGGCGGCAAUGCCUUGUCGCAGAUGCUGCUCGACAAGCUCAACUUUGCGCCUACCAAUACCUCGCCCAAGUCAACUCCUCCCACGUCGCCCAUUUCGUCCGGCCCCCAAAGCUCCAAGACUAGUCCAGAGGUCAAAAAUGCGAACAUUGCGGUCAGUGACAAGAGUCCCGUUCCGCCCGCCCUGAAGUCGCUCCUGAACUCGGUCGUCUGGUACGUCCACGAGAAGGACAACAACGGAGCCGAGGUCUUCUUUCUCACCAACUCUGCCGAUAUUCAGCAUCUUGCUCGCGACUUUGAUGUGCCGACUCGAACCAUCCACCAGAUGCGAGAUACACUCGGUGCCGAGAUCACAAGUCCUGCCACGACUGAGCAGCCAAGCGACUCUGAUCCCAAAUCUGAGAAGAAGACUCUUUUCAGCUACGAUGACGAGCUGUCUGAGGAGGAAGAGGAAGUCGUCUUCAAGCCACGAGGUCGAGGAGCUACCAAGACCAGUACUGGCCGUGGAAGCAUGCGACACAAGCCGACUGGCCGCUCUCCCCGAAACUCAUUCAGUACUCCCGUCACCCCACAAACACCAGCCAACGCCAACGGCACACCGGCUCAGAACAAGCCCAAGAUCCCAAUUGAAGAGAUUGAUCCCGACUCAUUCGAUCGAGGUAGUUUCGGCCGCGGAUCAGGCCAGCUCGCUAACGUUGGCAAUCAUGUCGGCAACUACAUGGGCUCCGGAAACCACUUCAAUCCUCCGAACGGUCCGAGAGGUGGCAACUCUCCACGAGCCAACUUCGCCAGCCCCGCCAGAGGCAAUCAUAUCGGUCGCGGUACUCCACGUGGCCGAGGCUUGAAUGGCACACCAAACACACGAGGUCGUGGCAGACUCUUCGUUCCUUAG